GAGAGAGAGAGAGAGAGAGACGUAAUGGAGUAAUUCCGCUACAAGGCUCGUCAUUUUUAUAAAAAAUUUCACCAAUUCCGCAGCGUGGAGUUGCAAUGAGGGCCUCUAUGUGGGCUUCGUGUUGUGGAUUAUUGAACGAUCUGAUCGGUUCGGGGGCGGUUCGAAGUCAUCAGGCUGGGUUUGGGGGCGGAGCCGGGCCAUUCAGAUUUGCUCCUGGCGCUGGCUACUCUGCCUACCCUUCAACGAGCACCACUCAAUCACCGUCUAUCCCCGCCCCCUCAAAUGGAGCAGCGUGCAAAGCCUGUGGUCUCGCCUUCUCCGUCUUCAGAAGAAAGCACGUGUGUUCAGACUGUGGGCGGAGCUUCUGUGCACUCUGUAGUGUGCUGCAGGAGAACCUGCGACGCUGCUGCGUGUGCCACGCCCUGUGGGCGACGGCGUUCGAGCGGGCACGCCUCAUGCGGUUGCGGGUGCGUGAUCUGCGCCGCUACCUCACACUGCGUGACAUUAGCACGGAUGCAUGCACUGAGAAGGAGGAACUCGUCGAGCUUGUACUGCAACAUAUGGGGGUAGAUCUUCAGGAGGAGGAGGAGGAGGAGAUUGAGGAGGAAAACACUGAAGCCCUGCCCUCUGCUUUAGCCCUGCCCGAUGAUGCUGCACCCACCACCCCCCAGCAACCUGCACUGUCUGUCUCCGCCCCUCAGGAAGAAACACACAACACUAAUAACAGCUCAGGAACCAGCCAAGAUUGUGGAGACGUUGCCUCUGUGUCUCUCCUCCCCCUGGAGAACAAUGAACGUUUACUAGAGUCCAGCCCAGUGACUCAGAGGAGGGCUCGAGCCUCUAUCUCUGAUCUCUCCAGCGAGGAUGAAAUCGAGUUGUUAACCGUUCGGCAGCUGAAGGAAAUUCUGGCCAGGAACUUUGUGAAUUUUUCCGGCUGCUGUGAGAAGUGGGAGCUGGUGGAGCGUGUGCGGCGUUUAUACAGAGAGCACCAACACAACCGUACCUCCUUGGAAAACAUGAGCAACAGCAUCACUGCAGUCGUGGCGUAUCCUCCUUCUAUAUGUGAUGGAGGUGUUGGAGGUGUGGCCCCUCUCGGUACGGUGGAUGAAAACAUGUGCCGUAUCUGCAUGGACGCUGUGAUCGACUGUGUCCUGCUCGAGUGUGGUCACAUGAUCACCUGCACCCGGUGUGGCAAGAAAAUGAACGAGUGUCCCAUCUGCAGGCAGUACGUGGUUCGAGCUGUACAUGUCUUUAAGUCCUAAACACACAAACACACACAUGCACACUGACAGCCUUCAUCGUCCUGAACUGAAUCAGCUUCUGAAAUCAUAGAGGUUACAUCGGCUACAUCCCAAAUUGCUCCACAAGGGGACAAGUGUCAGACUGGUUAGGGUCUGAAUUUGAACACGGAGGCUCUGUUUAAUUAGUGUUUUCAAAUGCGCUCUUGUUGAUUUCUCCUAAUGACUCCUAAUGGGUGUGUAGGACCUAUGUCACACGAGUGUGUACUCACAGCACAGUGGAGAAAGUGUGUUAAUGGGGCAGAUUCUAGCUACCCUCUUUAUUAUCUAGUGUGCUACUGUAUGUACCUAGCAUACAAAAUAGCUAGCACUGUAAGUAGCAAUUCCAUCAGCUGUCAUGUACAGAUGGAGACAAUCAAAUGUUUGAGAUGUGAAACGUUAAGCUCGUUUUUUCGCUUAUAAACAGCGUUAUUUUGAAAAGGCAACUGCGAACAAGUUCAGCAAUGCCUUCUGGCUAAAAGUCCUGAAGUCUACAGUGACACUGACUCGACUCCACACCUAAGGGCGAUUUACUGGCCAAUAAUACUAGUCAAUAACACUAGGGGACUAGGGGAAGAGAAGUGGACAAGGGCGCAUUAAAAACAGUAUUGGAAUGCAGCACACUUAGUCUUUCCAUGUGUACAGUGUGUGUGUGUUAAGUGUGUGUUGGUGCGUGUAGAAGGUAUAAGAUGAAAAAGUGAUGCGUGAAGAAGGUCCUCCUUGCUGUAGCAGACCUGAAGCCAGCAGUGAUUAGAGGUGCCAAAUGUACUCAACGUUACUGAUUGAUUUAUUGUGUUUUAAUACAGUGUUUAUCAACUGUGUUUAUUAUUAAACCCCUACAGCAAAGUACAUAUUAGCGUAUUAGAGUCACUCCAUGAAAACUGCAGCCAAUCUGUGUGCUAUGAGGGUACAAUUCCAGGAAUUUUGAAGAACAAUCCCACCUUUAAAAGAUAACAUCUCCACUCAAACAUGAGUUAUGAGGCAUCACAAUCACUGCACUGCACAUGUAACAAGGACAUGAAGAUAACAAUGAAAUUUAUCGGUAUAAAUUUUAUUCAAAAAAAAAAAAAAAAACUGGACAACAUUUUACAAGUCAAUAAAUAGCAUUAACAGAAGUUUGAAAACAGUCAAAAAAUCUGAAGAUCUGUUAACUUGAAUAUUUCAAGCUAACACUUUAGUCUAUUUUUGAUCCAAUCAAAAAGAAGGAUUCAGAACACCGAAGUCGAGAUUUUCUUGGGUAGAGCGCAUCAACAGGAAGUUAAGGUAAGACCAUAUCAGGUAUUUGAGUUUUUAUGAUAAUGCAGUUGCAAUAUAUAUUAAUUGAGUGACUUCACUAAACCCUGAACCAACUGUAGUGAGGGUAAAAAGGUGUAACUUGCCUGGAAAAACAACAUCACAGAUCGUCAAAACACUUACGAUCCGUAAGUACUCUCUGGUGAUACGCAUCAUGCCUGAAUAUGGGGUCUGAUGGGAAAUUUGAAGCUUGGGAAUAAGGCUUGGGCUGUUUCGAGAGUAACAUAUCCAAAACAGGACACGAUAAAUCUACAAACGUUUUUUAAAAUACUGAUUUGAUCUAUAAUCAUAAAUUCUGGUAAUUUUACUCUGUUUUUUUUAAAUACCAUAAAUUGUGCUUGACUGACUGACAGAGAAAUAUUGUUGUUACUAAUGGAAACCUUGUGUUUAUUAAAACAGUUUGAACGUAACCCAUGCAGACACCAACGGUUAUAUUCGCCACCACAUUUAAAAGACCUCGCACCCAAAACGGGCUGUGACCCUGAGCGACCCUUCACAUAGAUAGCUAUUACAUAGCCUCUGUGUUAAAAUAGGAAGACUUUUAUUUCAGGAAAACGUAGGAAUUAAAGCAAAAAAUAAUUAUUAGAUAAGGUAAAGAAUGUCACAAUUUCUAACACUAAUUAAUGAGGAGAAUUUAGAAAGAUAUUGUGUUUUUACAGUAAUUAGGAACAGGAUGACAUUGAAAUUCUCAUGUAUAUCUCAUGGUGUAACACCUUACAUUAAUAAUGAUAUUCAGCAAUAUUCUACUCAAUGUUAUGUUUUAUUAGCAAUGAUUUAUAUACAUUUGAAUGGCUGCAGUUUUCAUGGAGUGACCCUUUAGCUAAGUACUAAAUAAAUUCAUUUCUAAAAUGCAACACCAGACACUGACUGGAAGUUUACCAACAAUAUUUAUCUUUUUAUUCCUGAAUUAACUAUACAUUAAAAACAUAUUUGGAUACGUGGCAUCCUUCCUCCCAAAGAGCCAUUGAGGUUAGUAUUUAGGUUUCGGAGUUAAUGUUUAGCUACAGCAGUUUAAACCACUAAAAUGUUUUGUUUUGUAUGGUAGUGUCACCUUAUUUUAUUUAAUAAUAAUAAUAUUAUUAUUAUUAUUAUUAUUAUUAUUAUUUUAUUACAACUUUAUCUAACAAUUGAUAGUAGAUAGCUACUAUCUUUAGCAGCUCCACUAACACUUUUUAAUGUGACACUAUUUUGUGGUGGUGCCAGCUAACUAUUUAUUUCGCUAACAUACUUCACUGGCAACCUCUCAUUAUUAUUGCUACAAGGCUAGCUGUAUUUCAUACCUUAUUUUGGGACACUAUUAGCUAGCUAGCUAUUUAUGAUUAGCUAACCUAGUCCUAUGACAACCUUUGCUGUAAUGCUCACCAGCCUAAUAGAUUUAAUAUUUUAAAGUAUUAAACAAAAUAUUUUUAGACUUAUUAAAUUAGCUACCUAUUUUGGUAAUGAUUUGGCUGUUUAUGUUUAGCUAGUUAAGCUACUUUUAGCCCCAUGGUGUAUCGCUAGCUAGCCUUUUCUGUUUGAUCCGAACUAUCUAUUUUUCCUUUUAUUAAUCUUUCACCAUGAAUUUGAGGAGUAUUUUGUUUUCAUAUGAAUCUUACACAUACCCACAGUUACAGCUGUGUAUCUGCACAGACUUUGUGAAAUUUAAUAAAUUCAGAUUUUGAUGGGUAA
Ictalurus punctatus (channel catfish) is the source of this 4238-nucleotide messenger RNA. RefSeq names its product ring finger protein 34b (gene rnf34b). NCBI's taxonomy places the organism in Eukaryota, Metazoa, Chordata, Actinopteri, Siluriformes, Ictaluridae. Gene Ontology annotation, molecular function: ubiquitin protein ligase activity. The transcript has 8 exons. The coding region runs from base 96 to 1262 and encodes 388 amino acids. Gene Ontology annotation, biological process: negative regulation of extrinsic apoptotic signaling pathway via death domain receptors; protein K48-linked ubiquitination; proteasome-mediated ubiquitin-dependent protein catabolic process. The record is from RefSeq and is a predicted model, not a curated record. Gene Ontology annotation, cellular component: cytoplasm; plasma membrane.